UCUAACACCCGUUAAGCCGCGCGCCCCUGACGCGCGCGCUCUCUCUCUCUCUCGCUCUCUUUCGCUCUCUCUCGCCAGUUCAGGAUGUACUCGUCUCCUUCUCUUCACCUUUAACACUGACUGUGACGCCGCCGUAGUUCGGUUCGGGAGUUCAUGUGGGAAGGGGGCUGGAGCUGAUCCUCUGUCCACUGUUUUGCCUUUUCUACUGAGUGUUUUGGGUUCUUUUCUCUCUUUUUUGCGGGGUGGUUGAACACACUCAUCUCCGGACUCCGACAUGGGAAUGUACCUCCACGUGCUGUUUUUGCUCUGCUAUUUCGUCUCGAGCUUCGUGUGCAACGCCGUCUCCUUCGUGGAGGAGCCCGCCGGCGGCAGGUUGGACGGUUACUGCGGGCGGAUCCUCCGGGCGCAGACCCAGGGGACACGGAGGGAUGGGCACAACGAGUUCAGACUCAGAGUGGAGGGGGACCCGGAGACCUAUCAGCCGGGCACCACCUACAGAGUGGUCCUCAUGGCAACCAGCCCCGCUUAUUUCCGGGGUUUCACCCUCAUCGCGCUGAAAGAGGGCAGAGAGGGCACCACGGAUGACGACUACACCGGCCAGUUCCAGAACAUUGAUGCGGAGGACACACAGUUCAUGACCAACUGUGCCCCUGCAGUGACGGAGAGUACCCCUCGCAGACGCACAAGGAUACAGGUCUUCUGGACGGCGCCGCCCACUGGGUCUGGCUGCGUUAUACUGAAGGCCAGUAUUGUCCAGAAGAGAAUCAUUUAUUUCCAGGACGUAGGCUCUCUCACUAUUCGUCUGUGUGAGAAAGAGCGUGUGUUCGGCGAGGCCACAGAAGCUCCCGCGAUGGAGUGCUGCGCCUGCGGAACAGCCAAGUACAGACUCACCUUCUACGGCAACUGGUCGGAAAAAGUCCACCCCAAAGACUACCCGAGACGAGCCAACCACUGGUCGGCUCUGAUUGGUGCAUCUCACUCCAGAGGCUACGUGCUGUGGGAGUACGGGGGCUACGCCAGCGAGGGCGUCCGUCAGGUCGCUGAGUUCGGCUCCCCCAUCAAGAUGGAGGAACAGAUUCGACAGAAGGGAGAUGAAGUGCUUACCGUUAUUAAGACGAAGGCUCAGUGGCCGGCAUGGCAGCCGCUUAACAUGCGAGCGGCUCCAUCAGCCGAGUUUUCUGUGGACCGGACCCGUCACCUGAUGUCCUUCCUCACCAUGCUGGGGCCCAGCCCAGACUGGAAUGUCGGGCUGUCGGGAGAGGACCUCUGCACCAAGGACUGUGGCUGGGUCCAGAGGUUGGAUACGGGCCUCAUUCCCUGGGAUGCAGGCACUGACAAUGGUGUCACGUAUGAGUCACCGAACAAGCCCACCAUUCCUCAGGAGAAGAUUCGACCCUUGACCAGUUUGGACCACCCCCAGAGCCCGUUCUACGACCCCGCGGGAGGGGCAAUUACCCCUGUGGCCAGGCUGGUAGUGGAGCGCAUUGCUAGAAAGGGUGAGCAGUGCAACGUGGUCCCGGACACCAUAGACGACAUCGUGGCUGAUAUUGGACAGGAGGAGAAGGAGGAAGAUGACACACCAGAGACGUGCAUCUACUCGGGCUGGUCUCCGUGGUCGGCCUGUAGCAGCGCGACGUGCGAGAAGGGACGCAGGAUGAGGCAGAGGAUGCUGAAGGCCCAGCUGGACCUCAGCGUGCCAUGUCCCCGCACCCAAGAUUUCCAGCCCUGCAUGGGGCCGGGAUGCAGCAUUGACGAGCCAUCCACGUGUAUGAUGUCGGAGUGGAUCAGCUGGUCGGCCUGCAGCGUGUCCUGUGGGAUGGGGAUGAGGUCUAGAGAGCGCUACGUCAAACAGUAUCCUGAGGACGGCUCGCUCUGCCAGCUCCAGACGGAGGAGACGGAGAAGUGCGUCGUCAACGACGAAUGCUCACCCAGCAGCUGCGUGGUGACUGAGUGGGCUGAGUGGGACUCCUGCAGCGUCACCUGUGGCUUGGGCAUGAGGAGACGUGAGCGCAUGGUGAAGAUGCCCCCCGUAGACGGGUCCAUGUGCAAGACCGAGGUGGCAGAAGUGGAGAAAUGCAUGAUGCCAGAAUGCCAUAGCCUCCCCUGCAUGCUGUCGCCCUGGUCCGACUGGAGCGACUGCAGCGUGACGUGUGGGCGGGGCUUGAGAACGCGCCAGAGGAUGCUGAAGUCGGAUCCCGCGGGCUGCUCCGAGGAGCUGGAGCAGACGGAGAAGUGCAUGCUGCCCGAGUGCCCCGUCGACUGCAUGGUCUCCGAGUGGUCCGAGUGGUCCGAGUGCAACAAGUCCUGCGGCAAAGGACACACCAUUCGGACCCGUAUGGUCAAACUGGAGCCGCAGUUCGGGGGCGGGGCUUGCCCCGAGACCAUCCAGAGGAAGAAGUGCAAGAUCAGGAAGUGCCGGACGAAAGCGAAGGAGGAGAGAGGAGGAGGAGGAGGAGGAGGAGGAGGAGGCGGUGGCGGUGCAGGAGGAGGACAGAGAAGGAGGCGGGGCAAACAGGGAAAAGACGCGGCGGCGGCGGCGGCGGCGGAGCAGACAGGUUGCAGGAUGCGGCCGUGGACCGCCUGGACGGACUGCACCAAGCCAUGCGAGGGGGGCAUCCAGGAGCGCUUCAUGGCCGCGAAGAAAAGGGCCAAGGGCGCCCUGGCGGCCGGCUGCAAGAACCAGAAGGAGAUCCGCGCCUGUCACGUUCACCCCUGUUAG
This is a messenger RNA of Pseudoliparis swirei, 2719 nucleotides long. Its product is annotated as spondin-1-like. The coding region runs from base 275 to 2719 and encodes 814 amino acids. Lineage: Eukaryota; Metazoa; Chordata; Actinopteri; Perciformes; Liparidae. The transcript is spliced from 16 exons. Gene Ontology annotation, biological process: cell adhesion. The record is from RefSeq and is a predicted model, not a curated record. Gene Ontology annotation, cellular component: extracellular matrix.